UCGACUGCCUGACAAGAGAUAGUUCUUGAAGCAGCCGCCAUCUAUCACCUCAUGUCGCUUUUCAGCUCGCCGAGUCAGAUUUACAAGCUUACACUAACCGUUAAAAGUAUCCCAGUUUUUUAAUAUACUUAACAAACAGCUAUGAUUAUCAGUAGAGUUGUAAUUGUAUUUCUCUUGUACUACUGCUACGCUUCCAAGCUGGAGAGUAUAAACGGCACUGGAACGUCCACAGAUUUGGAGAUUCUUGACGAUUUGUUGAAAAACUACGACAGAAGAGCUCUUCCAACCAGUCACCUCGUUUCUUGCGCAGGCACUCCAACUGUGGUCACAUGCGAGAUCUAUAUACGAAGUUUCGGUUCAAUCAACCCUGAAACAAUGGAUUAUGAGGUUGACCUGUAUCUUCAGGAAAAAUGGUUUGAUGAGAGAUUUAAGGAAGCUUCUAGUUUUCGACCUCUUGACCUCAGUGAUCCUGAUCUAGUGAAAAAGAUAUGGAAACCAGAAGUGUUUUUUCCCAAUGCAAAGAGUGCAGAUUUUCAGCUUGUCACAGUGCCCAAUGUGCUUGUACGAAUUAAUUCAGGUGGAGAAAUUUUGUACAUGCUCCGGCUAAAACUCAGGUUUUCCUGUAUGAUGGAGUUAUCCAGUUAUCCUAUGGACUCUCAAGUGUGCUCCAUCGAACUUGCAUCAUUUUCUAAAACAACGGACGAACUACAGUUGAAAUGGGCAGAUAAGACGCCAAUUAACUUUUACGAUCAGCUGAAGCUGCCGCAGUUCAACAUCAACAAAAUUAACACGUCUUUGUGCAAGGAAAAGUUUCACAUUGGUGAAUACAGUUGUCUACUGGCAGAGUUUUAUCUCCAAAGAUCAUUGGGGUACCAUAUGGUUCAGUCGUAUCUCCCAACAGUCUUGAUUGUCGUUGUCUCUUGGGUCUCCUUCUGGCUGGACAUUGAAGCUAUUCCCGCUAGAAUCACCCUGGGCGUUACUACUCUGUUGACAAUAUCUUCUAAAGGCUCUGGAAUCCAGAAUAACUUGCCUCCAGUUUCUUAUGUCAAGGCUAUGGAUGUAUGGAUGGGUUCAUGUACUACAUUUGUAUUCCUUGCCCUAAUGGAAUUCACAUUUGCUAACUAUCUGUGGAGGAAGAGAAUACCAAAAGAACUGCUCUGCAUUUCUAUUAACAAAUCUAACUGUCAGGUUGCCUUGGCAACGGCUAAGCUUGAGGAGACCAACGUGGAAAAGGCGAUCCCUGCAUCCGUGGCUUAUUCUUACGGAUCCUUUGCUAAACGAAUCGAUCAGCUGAGUCGUGUCAUUUUCCCUGCACUGUUUCUUAUUUUCAAUCUCGCUUAUUGGCUGUACUAUCUUGGAAACGAGUGAGUGGAUUGAAAGCUGAGAACAUGGUUGGUGUUUAGCUGACAACUUUAGAAACCAAUUUAAAAUUCAUAUCCAAAACACUGAUUUGAUUAUUAAUGUAUUUCCAGAUUUAUCGGGCAUCGGAAGUUUACAUUAAUGAACAUAAAAAAAAAAUGUUUCCACAAAACAAUUAUAUUUAUAGGAAGUUUCAAAAUGUACAGCGUAGUAUGUAACGUUAUUGACAAGAAUCUCUAGAAGAUUCUUAGCUGUGUGUAAUGUGUUUCACAAAUUUGUAACGCUCAAUAUUCGCUUGUACUUAUAAUAUAUCUUUGAAUUAGUUGUGUAGAAUCAUAAAAAAAAAUUGAAAAAGUAAUGUUUUUUUUAACCAUAUUUGUUAUUCGUCGUUUAGAUCUUAAAAACUCAUUUAAACAAAACUUCUUAUUACGAAAUUUUAAUAUUUAUUUCAAGUAAACUUCAUAUGGAUGUUAUUAUAAAAAGUUAAAAUCCGACAACUCGGUGCUUUGAAGUUCUUAGAUCAUGUAGUCUUCAAAUUUAUUCACACCCUUGAAAAAAAUAAAAAAAUAAAUAAAAGAGUAUGUCUGUGUGUUUUACUAAUUUGUUCCUAUGAUCUCUUUGACAUUGUAUUUCACCUAAGAAGUACUCGGCUUGUUUUAUUGCUUUAUUUCAUAUAGGCCUAAUGAAUACAGGUUAACCAAUGACACUAUUUAUUCAAAAUUAUAAAUGACACAUUAGCUCCUCCUCCUUAGUGCAAUAUAAUAAUUUCAAAUGUUAAAAUUUAUACCUUUUUUGUGUUUAGAUUUGUGAACUAACGAAUAUGUAGAUAUUAAAUUCAUUCAACUAAUUCCAAUUUUUUAGACACUUUUAUAUUAAAGAGCUAACCUGGCGGUCAACGUUAAGAACUAUUUAUUUAAACUUCCUAGUUUCUUGGGGUUUGCUUCCAGCAUCAUUGGGGAAUGAUAUAUUCUUAAUGACGUUUGUGUAAUUAAACAGUAAAAUUGGGUAUAAUUAAACAUUAUAUUCAAUGCUUCUUUGCAUAUCGUAAAC
Molecule: messenger RNA, 2409 nt
Organism: Limulus polyphemus (Atlantic horseshoe crab)
Lineage: Eukaryota; Metazoa; Arthropoda; Merostomata; Xiphosura; Limulidae
Product: glycine receptor subunit alpha-3-like
Exons: 8
Coding region: 142-1368 (408 amino acids)
Biological process (GO): signal transduction; chloride transmembrane transport; regulation of membrane potential
Cellular component (GO): membrane; neuron projection; synapse
Molecular function (GO): neurotransmitter receptor activity; chloride channel activity; extracellular ligand-gated monoatomic ion channel activity
Source: RefSeq, a predicted model, not a curated record